CCGCCUAUCCUCCCCCAAAGUCACUGCGGGCGCAGCAGCAGCAGCAGCAGUAGUAGGCUUCCCCUGUCCGAGAGAGCACGGAGACUCCACCGAGUGAUGCCACCACUGCAGCAGCGGGGAUAGCACCACUCAGAGACCGCUCACAUCCUCGACGCCAGCCGGAGGAGGAGGAGGACCUGACACCGCCGCAGCCCCGGCCCUUGACAGCAGAGAGGGAUUAAUAGCUAGAAAGAUAAGAGUGUGUGUGUGAGUGAGCGAGAGAGAGAGAGCGUGAGCCUCCUCCACCUCCUCCUCGUCCCCCACUCCCGCUUCCCUCACGGCUCCUGUCCCCGUCCCGACUCCAGGAUGUCCGACUGCAGCAGCUCCAGUGCCGCGGACCGGCUGAUCAAAUCGGUCCCCUUCCCCCUGGCCCACCGGCUGACCAUGAAGGAGGUGUUUGAUUCGGAGGGCCGGCCGAGGGUAGACCUUCUCAAAGCUCAUCUCACCAAGGAGGGCCGGCUGGAGGAGGCUGUGGCGUUACGCAUCAUCGAUGAGGGUGCCGCCAUCCUGCGCCAGGAGCGCACAAUGUUGGACAUUGAGGCACCAGUCACGGUGUGUGGAGAUAUUCACGGCCAGUUCUUUGACCUGAUGAAGUUGUUUGAAGUAGGAGGUUCUCCUGCCAACACACGCUACCUCUUCCUGGGGGACUAUGUGGACAGGGGCUACUUCAGUAUUGAGUGUGUGUUGUACCUGUGGUCACUGAAAAUCCUCUACCCAAAGACUCUCUUUCUUCUACGGGGAAACCAUGAAUGUAGACAUCUGACCGAAUAUUUCACCUUCAAACAAGAAUGUAAGAUUAAGUACUCGGAGCAGGUGUACGAUUCCUGCAUGGAGGCGUUUGAUUGCCUGCCCCUGGCGGCCCUGAUGAACCAGCAGUUCCUCUGUGUUCAUGGGGGUCUUUCUCCUGAAAUCCACACAUUGGAUCUCUCUCAAAAGUUGGACCGGUUCAAAGAGCCCCCAGCAUUUGGGCCCAUGUGUGACCUGUUAUGGGCCGACCCCCUGGAAGACUUUGGCAACGAGAAGACCCAGGAGUACUUUGGUCACAACACAGUCAGAGGCUGCUCCUAUUUCUACAGGGACAACUGGGUUUACCCAGCAGUGUGUGAGUUUCUACAGACCAACAACCUGCUGUCAAUCAUCAGAGCGCAUGAAGCACAGGAUGCUGGUUACCGUAUGUACAGGAAAAGUCAGACGACAGGUUUCCCCUCCCUCAUCACCAUCUUCUCUGCUCCAAACUACCUGGACGUGUACAACGUCACAGCUGCUGUGCUCAAGUAUGAGAACAACGUGAUGAACAUCCGUCAGUUCAACUGCUCUCCUCAUCCUUACUGGCUGCCAAACUUCAUGGACGUCUUCACCUGGUCAUUGCCUUUUGUAGGAGAGAAGGUGACUGAGAUGUUGGUCAACGUCCUGAGCAUCUGCUCCGACGACGAGCUCAUGAACGACGGAGAAGAGAUCUUCGAUGCCAGUGCAGCUGCGGCGAGGAAAGAGGUGAUCAAGAACAAGAUCAGGGCCAUCGGGAAGAUGGCCAAGAUGUUCUCAGUGCUACGGGAGGAGAGUGAGAACGUGUUGACCCUGAAGGGUCUGACCCCCACAGGGAUGUUACCCAGUGGAGUUCUGUCUGGAGGCAAACAGACGCUGCAGAGUGCCAUCCGAGGCUUCUCCCCGCAGCAUCGGAUCAGCAGCUUCGAGGAGGCCAAAGGUCUGGACCGGAUCAACGAGAGGAUGCCGCCUCGACGCGACACCGUUAACAGUGUGGGCUUGUCGAUGGGCCGCAUGAACAUGGGCGAGCCCAACGGGACCGACAGCAACAGCAAUAUACAGUGAUGGAGCCGGCGUCCCACAGACACACUACCCUGGAUACUACACUGAUCUGGUACCACAUUUAGAGAUACCUGUACACAGGCAUAUGUAACACUACAAGAAAAACAUCACGCACACGCAGUAUUUCACACACACACACAUAUGCAGUCAUACACAGAUAACUACCCACCCCCUUUCCUGUUGCCCUCAGCUCCAUGUAAAGGCAUGAACUACCUGGACUUUACCACCAGAGGCUGAGUCUCAUCACUCAUCAGCCAUAUUUAGACAACUUUAACCCACGUGUACCUGCACACGCGCAGGACAAACAGGAGGAGGUGCUGCCGUUCACCGAGCGCGGGGACCCUGACCGUGACCGCGGGUCAAGCGUUUGCGUGUAGAAUGGGCGAGUACGGGGGUGAGGAUCAAGGGUGGGGAUGUAUAAAAUGUGCUAUUUUUCCACCUCUCUGCUGCCCUCUACAGGACAGGGCAGGAAAGGACAGCAGACAUGUGAUAGGGUUCCUGUGCCUGUGUGCACACGUCAUGUAAAUGUCCCAGUGGUUGUGUACCAAAAAAAAAAAAACUCCUUUUCUUUCGCAAACGCAGCUGAUGUUGCCAACGAGCAGACGGCGUUAAAGAAUCAUUUCCGGUUGUGUGUUGCGGCGACCCCUGAGUCAGCCAGAGGUCAAUCGGCUGCGGCCUAAUCUGAGCCCUCGCUGAGCGUUUCUUCUCUGGAGAAGAUUUACAUUUUACUUUUGUAGCACUGCACUGUUACCCUGAAGUCAAGAGGACACUCCCCCACCUCCCCAGCCUCACCCACCCUUACCCACCAACCCUCCCCCCGACCCCCUUGUUAUCACCAGGUGAAGGCCUUCGUACUUGUUGGUGUGUAAAUGGGGAAACGCAGCGAGGCUUAUCGGUUGUUUCGUGUGACACGUGCGGUCACAUGACAUGGCGGGGGCAUCAACGUGCUGCCGAUGGUCGAGUGAGUGACGGGGGCCGAUAAUGUGAAAUCAUACACUCUUCCUUCGUUUUCUACAUCGUCUUUCCUUCCUUCCUUCCUUCCUCUCUUCCUUCCUUCCCUCCCGUGUUGCCGUCCUCGGCCAAUCAGCAGGGACCGCUGCAGUCUCCUAUCCUAAAGUGCAGGAAACGACCUUUCACGGAGAGGAACUAACUCUUCUGGUGAAGGUAGAAGUGGAGGCGAGGAGGAGGAUUCUGGGAAAGGUCUUUGUAAAGCAUUUAUAGUAACACACCAGUGCAUGCAGAGUUAAGUUCUUUGAUAACGAUGUGAAGAUUAUAUUUGUGCUGUGUUUCACUAUGGUAGGACAAAAUUUUCUCUUGUUUUUCUGGUUAAUAUAAAUGAACUGAGGAAUAAUGAAUUAUUUAUUUUGUACAUAAUGUUCAUUUAUUUUUCUUUUCUAUUAAUUUAGUGUUACAUUUACACUACAUAUACAUUUUUAUUUUUUUUGGUUUUCUCCACGAACCGGAGUUUCUGGUUCCUUUGGACGCUGUACAGAACAACAGCGCGCUUCUAUUCGCCGCGUCCACCGCACUUCAUCUCCUCCCUUCGACGUCGAUGUACAGGACUUUGUUUUUAAACCAUGAAAUGAUGAUUAACAAAUAUUAAAAACGAGCAUUGGUGAAUGACCAUACUAUAUACGAGGCACAGGCGUUCAGGCGGCCAAAAGCAUGAUUGCAUGGUUAAAACUUGCUGUUCGGAGCCAAAAG
This is a messenger RNA of Cynoglossus semilaevis (tongue sole), 3567 nucleotides long. RefSeq names its product serine/threonine-protein phosphatase 2B catalytic subunit alpha isoform-like. The transcript is spliced from 13 exons. Gene Ontology annotation, biological process: calcineurin-mediated signaling. The record is from RefSeq and is a predicted model, not a curated record. Lineage: Eukaryota; Metazoa; Chordata; Actinopteri; Pleuronectiformes; Cynoglossidae. Gene Ontology annotation, molecular function: calmodulin-dependent protein phosphatase activity. The coding region runs from base 346 to 1866 and encodes 506 amino acids.